UCGUGCCUGCGUCAGUGGGGAAGGAGGGGUUAGUGGGGAUUUUUCUUGUUGAGUGUAAAACCCUAACAAAAUCUCAAUCACCAAAACGAUGAAGCGAGUUUGGAGAUUCACUUCAGACGCAGUAGCGCAAGCCGAACACUUCUGCUUCCACUCCCAUGGAAUCCCUAACCCUAAACCUAAUAUUCCGUCCUUUACUACCACCACUGCCGCAUUCACAUCGCCUGGCCUCACGCGCCGCCACUGCACCUCCGCUACCCCUCCUCCUCCUCACCCGCUCCAAGAUAUUACUCCCCUCUUCAUCGAGAAACGCAGGCUUCCGUUCGGAGAGGAUCUCAUCAAUAAAGCAUCGGUUUUGAAGAACCAACUGGUUCUCGAAGCCUCGGAUUCCAAUCGGGUAAUUGAGAUCCUCGAUGAGAACUCUGCAUCACUGAUUGAAAGUCAUGUAGGUGGAUCUGUGCUGCUCGAGCUCUUGAAUCAGUUGGAUUCGUGGCCUUCCUUGGCCCUUCAGGUGUUUGAUUGGAGGAGGGAGAAGAAGAAUUAUGGUGUUGACUCCCCCAUGAGUGUAUAUGAGUAUUCUAAGGGCAUAAAAGCUGCAGGUAGAUGUAAAGAUGUUCAUCAUGCCGUUGAGAUCUUUCUAGAUGCUGCAAAGAAGGGCAUGAGAACGACCAGCACUUACAAUGCAUUGAUGAGUGCUUUUAUGUUCAAUGGUCUUGCAAAGAAUUGUCACGAGUUGUUCUGUGAUAUGAAGAAGCAUGCAGCUUGUCCUCCUUCAAUUGGCACAUACAAUAUUCUCAUAUCUCUUUACUCUCGCUUGCUGUUGGUGGAUCACAUGGAAGAAACAUACCAGGCAAUAAAAGAGUCGGACCUCCAACCCAGUGAGAAUACUUAUAAUUAUUUGAUUGCUGGAUAUAUCUCGGCUUCGAUGUGGCAUGACAUGGAGAGAGUUUUUCAAAUGAUGAACAGAGGCCCUGUCAAGCCUAACUUGAAAACCCACCUGCUAAUGCUUCGAGGCUAUGGACAAUCAGGUAAUCUGGAGAAGAUGGAAGAGAUGUAUUCUCUAGUAAGGGAUCAUGUAAACAAAAAAGAAAUUCCAUUGAUCAGGGCCAUGAUAUGUGCGUAUUGUAAAAGUUCAGAUUCGGAUAGAGUGAAGAAGGUAGAGGGAUUGUUGAAGCUUAUUCCACAAAAACAUUACAGACCAUGGUUGAACGCCUUGUUGAUUAAGCUCUAUUCCCAGGAGGACUGGUUAGAGGAAAUGGAGAUUGCAAUUAAUGAGGCUUUUGAGCGCAGAACCCGGAUAGCCUCAGCAAGUAUUAUGAGAUGCGUUACUGCAACUUAUUAUCGGUGUAAUGCAAUAGAAAGGCUAGAAACUUUUGUGAAACGUGCUGAAUGUGCUGGGUGGAGAAUCUGUCGGUCCUUGUAUCAUUAUUAAUUGCAAAAUUUGUUCCUUACUCUUGCCCGAAGCUGAACUUGUCUAGAAUUCUAACGAAGGAACUUGCAGUUAAUUGCAUAUGUUCUAUGUUGAGAAUCAUUCAAGUUUUAUACCAGUGGUUGCACAUGGCAGCAUGCACUAAUAUUAGAAAAAUAAAAUUAGUGCAAAUGACAUCUUCAGCAGCUUGUCAUUUAAAUAAUUUGUAGGUAUGCAUCUUUUCUUGAGGCUUCUUUUAAGAUAUUCUUGUUCUGGUGUAUUACUUAUUUUGCCGUCAUGCCAUUAAUAAUGUUAAUCGAUACAUACUUGGGUUUUGAUUAUGAACAUUUUACCACUCCUCUAUUGUUAACAAUAAUAAUUCUGAAGUUUUCUGAUGGUGGUAUUUGUUUGAGUGGUGCCUCUGGAACUGGUUCUGCACAAGGAUACUUUGUUUUAGAUGCAUGAUUUGAAGUUAUGCUUUGUUAUGCAAGUCUGGAUAGUUUGACAAUAUAACCUUUAUAAAAUAAGUUAGGCUUCAACACUUGACUUUUUGCUAAAGAAUAUAACAUAGCAGGAUACUCCUUUUUAAUCCAACCAUUUAGGUAAUAUACAAAAUGAUUGCUUACAUUUUCUGCUUUACUGACAGUAGUUAUUGCAGAUGGUGUUGUACAUGUGCAGUCUUUGGGAGAUGAAGGGUCCCCAACACAUUGAGUGCUGCUGUGUUUGCAAAGUUUGAAUAGCACUUUCUUGAUACGUAUACACAGAAGAGAGCAACUCUUGAUCUUUAUGCUGAGUCUAUUUACCACUUAUGAAACCAUGUUGGAAGUUUGGAAGAGCAAGAAGUUGAUAUGGCAACAACAUUUAUUUAUUUAAUACAUAUUCAUGAAAUUGGAGCUUGCAUUACCAUGCACCAAACAAUCAAUUCUUUGAAUGGCUAUCCCCUUCAAAGCCAUUUGUUUCGAAGCUAAAAUUUGCAAAUUUUUGUCAGCUAAAUUUUGUUGUAGAUGUCCUGAAUUCAUUGGCAGAUUAUGCUUGUAAUAAAUGGUUAGGGUGAAAAAUUUUAAUCCAGACGGUUGAUAAUAUUAUUCUUUUGUAUACUCAGACAUAAUUGCAUAUACUU
Arachis ipaensis is the source of this 2525-nucleotide messenger RNA. Lineage: Eukaryota; Viridiplantae; Streptophyta; Magnoliopsida; Fabales; Fabaceae. The record is from RefSeq and is a predicted model, not a curated record.